UCAAAAUAUGCCAAAGCUUCUUAUAGUUUAACCAACAAUCCUGAUGCACUACGAUUAUACCGAGAUAUGGCCAAGAAAACAGGUGACAAAACUGUACAAUAUACGUAUGCCAAGUAUCUUUUGGAAAUUGCAGCAUUAUAUGAUCAAGGUCGAGAAACGAAACACAACAAAUUAUCAUCAUUCAAACAUUCUUUUGGAGAAGCCAGUCAACGUUUGCGUCAUGAAUUGAAUCAAGUCUCCAAACAUACUCUUGAUCAUUCUAAACACAAGACGACUCCUUUCAGCAAUCCACAACAUCCUCCUGAAAACAAUAGCCAUCGACGCAAGAAACGUGCUUUAGAAGAAGAAGGCAUUCGAUGGAUGAAACGACUAGCAAAAGAACACAUGCCUGAUGCAGCCUUUACCGUUGCCACGUGGAUGGAUGAAUGCAUGUAUGGAUUUACUCGGAAUCCUGCGAAAUCAUUUUUACUUUACGACAUUGCUGCCAAGGCUGGAAUUAGAGAAGCUAUUUACAAAAUUGGUCUUUAUUAUGAAUCCAUCGAUGAUCAUGCAAAUGCUCUCCAUUGUAUCAAAAAAGCAUCUGAAUUAGGUGUUGUACAUGCUACUUUGAAACUGGCCAAGAUUUAUCUACAUGGUGAACUUUCUCAACGACAAAAUAUGACUCUGGCCAUUAGUCUUCUUCAUGAUGCAACCAAUGAUGCUGAUGAAUCUUGUCCUGAACCACCAUAUAUGUUUGGACUUAUUUUGACAAACACUUAUCCAAAAGCAGAAAUCCCUAGACAAGUGGUUGAACAAUAUGGUGGUGUAUUAGCAUCUCUCCCUUAUUUUGAAAAAGCAGUUCAUCUUGGAUAUCCUCCUGCUCAUAGUGCAUUAGGGAAUAUAUUGGAACAUGGAUUAUAUGGUUUAGGAGUGAAUUACGCACAAUGUUAUAUUCAUUAUACCGAAGCAGCCAAACGUGAAGAUGCUCAAGGGAUGCUGGGACUUAGUCGACUCAACAAUCGAGGAUCACAUGGACCAACGGAUGACAAGGAUUUACAACAAAAAAGAAUAUUCUCAGAUGAAUCUGGAUGGUUAGCACAAAGGGAACCCAAUGAAGAAAGCGCCUUUUAUUGGUGUCAAAAAGCGGCUGAUUUGGAAUUAUCAGAAGCUGAAUUCUUAUUAGGUUGGUAUUAUGAAAUCGGUUUAGGAACGCCACGGGAUCUUGAAAAAGCUCAAUGGUAUUAUCAUAAGGCAGCCAUGAAAGGAAAUGAAGAGGCCUAUCAACGACUAGAUCAAGAUUCAUCACAAACUCCAACUAAUAUCACUUUGAAAAAAGAAUCUCAACAAUGCAUUGUAAUGUAA
Molecule: messenger RNA, 1341 nt
Organism: Halteromyces radiatus
Lineage: Eukaryota; Fungi; Mucoromycota; Mucoromycetes; Mucorales; Cunninghamellaceae
Exons: 5
Molecular function (GO): protein binding
Source: RefSeq, a predicted model, not a curated record